Messenger RNA from Scleropages formosus (Asian bonytongue), 2241 nucleotides. RefSeq names its product RNA-binding region (RNP1, RRM) containing 3 (gene rnpc3). The record is from RefSeq and is a predicted model, not a curated record. Bases 277 to 1815 code for a protein of 512 amino acids. Gene Ontology annotation, cellular component: U12-type spliceosomal complex. Gene Ontology annotation, molecular function: U12 snRNA binding; pre-mRNA intronic binding; protein binding. Gene Ontology annotation, biological process: mRNA splicing, via spliceosome. The transcript is spliced from 16 exons. NCBI's taxonomy places the organism in Eukaryota, Metazoa, Chordata, Actinopteri, Osteoglossiformes, Osteoglossidae.
CGGAUUUAGUUUUACUCUCAGGGGGGGGCAAAAAAAAGGGUUAUUCUUGUUAGGCGUUGUUUUUAAUGGAAAUAGUUUUUUUGAGUAUCCAGUUUAGAAUACCUUAUUGCUGGUUUUAUCAUCACGCUAGUUUCGUACAUAAAUACAAUAUUUACUGUUUGUUUGAUAAUGAUGAAGUUCUGCUGGUCGUGAGCUUAGCCUUAGGGAGCAGCCCUAACCGCUGCGCCCCCUGCUGCCCGGUCCAGCUUUGCAACGUGACUCUGUCGCUACAGCAUCAUGGCUCAGCGUUUGGAGGAAGAUAAGGGUCCGGUGGAGAUGAAGCGCAGUGAGACGCUCAUCGUCCGCCACCUGCCCGCAGAGCUCACCAGGGACGAGAAGGAGGAUCUCCUCAAGUACUUUGGAGCCAUUUCAGUGAGAGUUUUCUCCGAUAAGGGCUUUCUGAAACACACUGCCUUUGCGAGUUUCCCCAGCGAGAAGUCCGCAGCAAAGGCCCUCGGUCGGCUCCACCAGUUGCAAGUACUGGGCUGCACGCUUGUCGUCGAGUUUGCGAAGCACCAGGGAAGUGUUGCCUCGCUGAAGGAUCCUCCAGUGUCGGACAGUUCAACCGGUGGAAAAGAUGGGAAAGAGAAAAAGGAGGGACAGCAGCAGAGCGUUCCCUUGAUAGAAACGGGUGUUGCUCCUAACCUCGGGUUAAAGUUUCAGAUGAAUUCUUCUCUGAAGUAUUUAUACCCACCACCUUCAACUGGAAUUCUAACCAAUAUUACACACGCCCUUGCAAGUGUACCAAAAUUUUACGUUCAAGUUCUUCACUUGAUGAAUAAAAUGAGUCUUCCCUGUCCAUUUGGCCCUAUUACUGCCAGACCCCCUAUGGUGUAUGACUCUGCUCCUGCACCGCCUCCUCCCAUGCCCCCAUGCCCUCCGGAGUACCCCCCCCUUCCCGAGGAGGAGAUGGAGUUCUCGAGUGAGGAAGAGUCAGAAUAUGAAAGCGGAGAUGACGAGGAGAAAGAGAGGUUGUUAAGGGUCAUGGGCCUUGCAAAUCAGCCAUGCAAAAGGCCCCUGAAGGCAAAGCGGUCUUCUGCAAGAAAGAAGCCCAAAUUGAAGGACCUCCUUUUUGUCCCGAAACAAGAUUUACCCAGUGGGCCCAGUGCGGUUCUGCAGCCGUCUGACGUGUUUGAGCAACCCGAGCCCUGCGGACAGAAGAAAAUCGAGUUCCAUAUCUCGGCCGACACGCAGGUCGGCAUGUUGGAUGGAGAACCCGGAGUGCAAGAGGAGGACAGUGCCGUCACUACAGACGAUGCUGAGAAGGAGACCGUGGAGCAGCCCGGCAAUGGCUUUGGGAAGAUUUAUCCUGUACCUCAAGCUGCCAGGCAGGAGGAAGAGGAGAGCGAGGAAGAGGAGGACAUCCCGUCUGAGUUCAUCUCCAGGAGGGAGCUCGAGAAAGGCCGCCUCUCCAGAGACGAGGUGAAGAGGAUGUCUGUGUUCAAAAACUAUGAACCUGGAGAGCCCACAUGCAGGCUUUAUGUUAAAAAUAUUGCAAAGCAAGUUGAAGAAAAGGACUUGAGAUACAUCUACGGAAGAUACAUUGACGUUUCUUCAGAAGCGGAGAGGAACAUGUUUGACAUUGUACUCAUGAAGGAGGGUCGAAUGAAGGGACAGGCGUUUGUUGGGCUUCCGAACGAGAAGAGCGCUGCCAAGGCGCUGAAAGAGACCAAUGGAUACGUGCUACACGACAAGCCUCUUGUUGUGCAAUUUGCCCGAUCAGCAAGACCAAAAGAAGACUCUGGUGACACAAAAAAAGCACAGAAAAGGCAUUAAGAAGGUUAACAACCAGAUUCAUCUGUCACUUGUGAAAGAUGUAAUAUGUCAAGUUACAUCCUGGCAUUGUGGCCCAGCAAGAACGUGUGUAUCCUUUAAACGCUGCGAUAUCCUUUCAAAGCGGCUCUUGGAAAUCAUGCUGGGAGCAGAACUGAUAAAACAGCGCCGUAUGAGUGCUUCUAUACCGUGACCUUAAACCUUUGGGGAAAAUAGAAUAGAGAAGUUGGUUGUAAUAUUUUUUAUGAGGUGGCGACAAAACUAGGAAAUGUAUGCAAUUGGUAAAAAAUAUUAAAAUCAUUUUUUAUUAGUUCUUUCAUUGUGUCUGGGUGAAGUGAUGCAUUUUGUGCUGAACUAUUCUGCCCACCUAUUAUAACUUGCGUUCUGUUUUCUGUUUAGUUCCUGUGGCGAUACCCUCUGUCAGCCUGA